This is a messenger RNA of Leptosomus discolor (cuckoo roller), 393 nucleotides long. The record is from RefSeq and is a predicted model, not a curated record. Lineage: Eukaryota; Metazoa; Chordata; Aves; Leptosomiformes; Leptosomidae.
CCGCAGCGGCCGAAGAUGGAGCCUGCCGGGAUGGAUUAUUUCUGCGACCAGGUGCAGCAGAAGGACGUGGGCCGCAGGAUGCAGGUCGGCCAGGAGCUGCUGGAAUACCUGAGCGACCCGGCGAGGUCCUCCGACCUGGAGCAGGACCAGCAGCGCCUUGACAAAGUGAUCGACGAAUUAACAGGAUGGGUCAACUCUAGUAAUUUCAAGGUAGCAUUGCUGGGAUUAGAUGUUUUAGGUGCCUUUGUUGACAGACUAUCGGGACGCUUUAAACCCUAUAUAGGAACUGUUCUCCUGCCUUUGAUAGAUCGCAUGGGAGAUGCCAAAGACCAAGUUCGAGAGCAAGCACAGAACCUUAUAUUGAAAUUGAUGGAUGAAGCAGCACCGCCCAUG